Amoebophrya sp. A25 is the source of this 1531-nucleotide messenger RNA. NCBI's taxonomy places the organism in Eukaryota, Dinophyceae, Syndiniales, Amoebophryaceae. The record is from the annotation of a GenBank genome assembly.
GGUUUAUUACUCGGUUUUUUCCGAUUUCGUUUUUGAAGUAAGAAAUAUGAACUAGUGCUACAAAGAAACAGUACUACUAGAAGAACUUCUACUAUAUAUAUCUCGAACGAGGACGCAUGAAGAACUUCUACUAGCAUUACCUGUCAGUAGUCUAAGAAGUACUCGUUGUCAGGCACUAAGAUUGUGCAACAAAAACAACUCUGGAAUUAGAAGAAAACAUAAUUGGUUAACAAAUAUUUUAAUCGUCUACAACUACCUAGAAGAUUAUCAUGAUUAUUCGUUUUACAACUAUUAUGAGUGCUGCAGCAGUGUUGAAGAAUGUCCUCUAAGGAUAUGUAUUUCUCUAGUAUAGUACAAUCAUUUUAAUCCCAAUGGAACCCAUGUGGUAUGAAUUUAUGAGAAUUUGAUCUCUUUUAAUGAUUUUGAUUGAACAGCGUAACAGCAGCGCGAUACUUUUUGUAUGAAGAACAAGGUGGAGGUCGUGUAGUAUGAACAAGGUGUUGUAGAGCAAGAAGUAGUGAUGAUCAUGACAGACAACUACAGUACUGAUGAUCACUCAACAACUCUAUGAUUCAAUUACAAUUAAUUUCACUAGAAGAGCAGCCUCGGUCUAUUCAUGUUGUUAUCUUCACGAACCCGGUAGGCUGUUCACCUUCAGUCACUCGGUCCUCGCUGUCUUCCUCCUUCGACUUCAAGUGGACUCAACAACCUCUGCAGCCUCAAAAUUUCGUCUCAAAAUUUCGUCUACUGAGCCAGGCUGUAGUACUUAAUAGGCGGAUAGUACAGGCGAACUGGUCUACUAGUCUACUAGAUUAUGUAGGAAGAUGUGGACAAAAGAAAGACAUUAGCCCUUCAUAAGUGGGGGGGAGAAAGGCGUUAGCGCUUCGUAAGUGGGGGGAGGAAAGACGCGAACCCUUCACCAGAUGAAAUAUGUAUCAAACUUACUUAUGAACUAGGCAAUAUAUAGAGGAACCACCACAUUACUGUAGAGACGGAUGACAGAGCAUGACAGAAACCGGCAUGUAAGUGCUCGCACCACCGUGAUGAAGUUGGUGCUCGGGUUGACUUUUCCUCUCUAUAAGUGACUACGAGUGAAGAAAAACUUGCGAAGAAACGGGAGAAGAAUACGCAGAAUUAUAGAAACAGGAGAAUAUAAUUAUACGCAUUGAAUAGUACUAGUUGGAAAACCAAUAUUCAGUGGCUCUGCGGAAAGGCUAGAUUGGAGAGCUAGUGAUUAAAGAGAGUGAGGCUCCCAGUGUUAGAGAUGAAUGACCACCAGAGACGAAUCAAAAAUUACUCGAAAGAUCGAGAUACCAGAGUCCGAGUCGAAGUGUAGACGCUAUCCUGGAACAAAAAGCGGAAAUGAUGAGAGAAAAAUCACCCAUGCUGGUGCGCUGACUUUUAUGUCGAAAACCUUGGAAUUGUAAUCCAUAACUAAGUAAGCAAUUAAUCAAUCAGUCAAUCAAUGAAUAAUCGGCCACAUGAAAGGAGCUCGAAUAUCGGGGGCGCACUAUAAAAAAACUUCACGAGC